GGCACUGGACUAGAUUCUCUGGAGAAUUUUUCCACCUAGAAGUAAAUUGAGGCAAAAUGUUGUUGACUGCUACAUGUGGCCAGUAGUCCAGAGGGUGGGUGUAAAAAGGAAAGGCAGCCAGAGCAGUUAGGUAUUCUAGUAAGUGGUCCAGAGCCAGAGCUGAAAAACCAACUUAACAGAUCACAUGUAGGUUUAAAUUGAUAUUCUCAGCUCAAACGGUUUAAAAAAUAAUAAUAAUUUUUAUGAGCCUUGGAAGAUGGCAGCUGAAAUGUUUUAAAAUCAAUUUUAACUCAUUUUGCAUUUAUAUGAUAUGAGAAGGGGAGCCAAUUUUGCUGGUUCACUACAGAAGUAGUCUGAGGGCUUCCAUAAUAAAUAAGGGAGUUGAUUUUAGCUCAGACAGAUAUUUCAAGCUUCAAGGGUGGUGUCUGGACUGAGAAGGAUUUGCUGCCCCCAAAGUCCCACCAAACAGGCAGGGUUCGUGCAUUUCAGAGCAGCUCAGAAAUUGGAGUUUCUGUAGAACUACUUAGACAGACUAUAAGCAACUACAAAAUCAGCUGCUUCCAGACCACUUGCUUACGAUUUCAGCCUUGCAGAUUGAGGACUGUAUCAUCAGCACAUGAAAAAGUAAAUCCUUCAAGGGGGACAGAUUAUGAAUCAAUGAGGACUGACUGGCAUUUGUGAGUGUGAGUGUAUCUGUGUGUGCGUGAGUGCGCGUGUGUUCUCAUUAGGGGACGAACUAUGAUUCAACAGCCUCGCUGCUGCCGCUCCUGCUGCUGCUUCUGCUGCGGCUGUAUGGUCUGUCAUUAGUUGAAAAGGGCUGUGAGGGCUUAGAGGAACUGCAGUUCUGAAGACUGAGCACUGCUAAGUGGGCUCCCUGUCAAACAAAGUGGAUGAGAUUUCCUGUGGAAUUGGAAACUUGGAACUAUUACCACUUCACCCACCCAGGAAAGCAGGCAGCACUACAGAGGACAAGGGGAUAAGACCACAGUGAUAAAGGAAGGGCACUGGAAUGAAGACGUUUUGAGAAGCAAGUGUUUCAGAGAAACUUCAAGUCACUAAAGAUGGAAAACGAGACAGUGAGUGAAAUGAACCAAACACAGCUUCAGCCGCGAGCAGUGGUGGCCUUAGAAUACCAAGUGGUCACCAUCUUACUUGUGCUCAUUAUUUGUGGUCUGGGCAUUGUGGGCAAUAUCAUGGUGGUCCUGGUGGUCAUGAGAACCAAGCAUAUGAGGACCCCCACAAACUGCUACCUGGUGAGUCUGGCAGUGGCUGAUCUCAUGGUACUGGUGGCUGCAGGCCUCCCCAACAUAACGGACAGUAUCUACGGUUCCUGGGUCUAUGGCUAUGUUGGAUGCCUCUGCAUUACUUACCUCCAGUACUUGGGCAUUAAUGCAUCCUCUUGUUCAAUAACAGCCUUUACGAUUGAGAGGUACAUAGCAAUCUGUCACCCCAUCAAAGCCCAGUUUAUCUGCACAUUUUCCAGAGCUAAAAAGAUCAUCAUCUUUGUAUGGGCUUUCACAUCCAUUUACUGUAUGCUCUGGUUCUUCUUGCUGGAUCUCAAUAUCAACACCUAUAAAGAUGCUACUGUGGUGUCCUGUGGCUACAAGGUCUCCAGGAAUUACUACUCACCUAUUUACCUAAUGGACUUUGGUGUCUUUUAUGUUGUGCCAAUGAUCCUGGCCACCGUCCUCUAUGGACUCAUAGCUAGAAUCCUCUUCUUAAAUCCCAUUCCUUCAGAUCCUAAAGAAAACUCUAAGACAUGGAAGAAUGACUCAACCCAUCAGAGCAAGAACUUGAAUUCAAAGACUUCUAACAGGUGUUUCAACAGCACAAUAUCUUCAAGGAAGCAGGUCACCAAGAUGCUGGCAGUGGUUGUAAUUCUGUUUGCCCUUUUAUGGAUGCCCUACAGGACUCUUGUGGUUGUCAACUCCUUUCUCUCAAGUCCUUUCGAAGAAAAUUGGUUCUUGCUCUUUUGCAGAAUUUGCAUUUACCUCAACAGCGCUAUCAACCCUGUGAUUUACAAUCUCAUGUCCCAGAAAUUCCGUGCAGCCUUCAGAAAGCUCUGCAACUGCAAACAGAAGCCUACAGAGAAACCUGCUAACUACAGUGUGGCCCUAAAUUACAGUGUCAUCAAAGAGUCAGAUCAUUUUAGCACAGAGCUUGACGACAUCACUGUCACUAACACUUACUUGUCUGCCACAAAAGUGUCUUUUGAUGACACCUGCUCGGCUUCUGAGGUAACCUUUAGUCAAAGUUGAUUUACGAAUUAGAAGAAAAUGGACCACAAAGUAAAUGAGAAUUUGUGCAGUUAUCUAUCAACAAAAGAGAGAAAAUGGCCAAAAGUUAUAUGUGAAGGCAGAGCAGAUACAGUCUUUGCCAAUGUCCUAAUGAAUCCUGGCCCUAAUUACUUUAACCCACCAGGCUGAAUUACAGUACUAGCCUCCAAAAAGUGGAUCAGAUCUGGGAAAGGGCCUGACUGUGAAAAAUGAAAGUUAAGCCCUUUCCAGUUAAAUGAAGGAAUUCACAAUAUUUUCAGGGCUAUGUAGUUUAUAUCAAAUCUAAAUAUAAUCUUGCAUAACUUAUAAUAACUAUCACGUAUGAUUUCUCAGUUCUCCCCUCAAAAAUUAGCUAUACAUUUGAUAAUUGGACAACAUGCAGAUUUUUCAAAUGCUUGUAUUUAGUAUUUCAUUUUAACAAAGUAUGAUGCUAUUUCAUGAAUAUCUGAGAAAAUGGGGGAAAAUAGAGAAAACAUUUUUUUGUUGAGUAAAAAUGAGUUUUCAGGGAAAGAUGUUUAUUGUAUUAAAAACAAAAAAAGGCAAAUAUCAUAAUGUUUAUUUAUAAAAGUAUGAGAUGAUUUUUGUAUCUUACUAAGCAGAUGGUUAUCAUUCAACUUUAAUGAAAAAUAAAUCUCAAAGCUAUCCAAAAUUACAAUUAGAUUUGAUUUUGAGAUAAAUCCAAUUUUUAUCAACUCUUUGAGCUUCCUAAGUAAUGGGUGGGGCGGUAGAAAUAAGAUUAAAUAACUAAAAAAUACAAACUAUCAUACAAUUAAUAUUGAAAAGUAUAGCCAAGACAUGACUAAAUAUUUAAACGAAGGUUUUACUUUCUCUCUAAAACUUUUAAGGAAGAAAAUCCUUUCUGAACAUUCUUGUGUAUAAACUACUGAGCCUUGUCAAGUGAAUCUUUCUACCAAGUCUAGCUGACAAGUCUGAAACAUUCGUUAAACCUUAGUUAUAUUAUAAGUCAGCCAAAGUCCGGCUGAUACACUUCCAGAUGUGGACCUCCCACUGAGCAUUGUAGUUUAUGGAUUUUACCUUGUUUGCAAUUGUCUUUCCUUCUUGCCUUGCUUGUCAUUUGUAGGUUCUCUUCCCCCCACCUAUUUUGUUUUCAGUUGUGAAAUCAAAGCAAUGCAGAAUUUCUGCUGGCUUAAAAAAAAAAAAAAAAAAUUUUUUUUUUUUUAUUUUCAAUAGAAUUAAAACCAGUUACAUCUUAUCAGUAUUUCUUCUUUGUAGUUAUGACUUAGACCUGCUAUUCCAGAGGUGUGAAUGUAAAUCUGCCCAGGACAUUGUAUCAGGUCCUGCUUUAAUCCCUUUUAACAGACUCACCUGCUGAGACUGGCCAGUGAGCAUCUCUGAGUAUAUUCAUUAUCUUAGAUGAUAAGUCUGUAAUUGUUGAUCUUUAAUCACUGGGCCAAAAAGCACAGCAUUUUCUCUCUCCAGCCUAUAUCCCUAUGUUGUAGAUUUUUCUGGAACCUAAUUGCUGAUAAUAGCUACCCCUCCCCAUCUUCUUGAUGAAGAAUACAUCAUUCUAUUUUCGAAGGUUCUGUAUCAAGACACUUACUUCAGGGAGACUCUGCCAUCCAGAACUUCACACCAGAAUAUGGUGUGAAGACAUUCUUAUCCUGUCACCGUAUCAGUAAACAAAUGAAACAAAUAUUAUAGGAAAUACUCUAAAAGCCUAUCUGCAUGACACUAAGCAAUCUAUUUUAACUGACUUUUCUUCCUGGAUUUAACAUUAAUCUUGGAGUCAUGUAGAGAGAACAUCAGAGUGAACCAACCCCAAAUCACACAAGCACAUACGAACAAUGUGCCAAACGAAUUGCCAUCUAGUUGACUUCGACUCAUUGCGACUCCAUGUGUGUGAGAGUAGAACUGUGAUCCACAGGGUUUUCGAUGGCUGAUUUUUCAGAAGUAGACCCCUAGUCCUUUCUUCCAAGGGACUUAUGGGUGGAUUUGAACCUCUAGCCUUUCAGUGAGUAGCUGAUCACAUUAACCAUUUGUACCACCCACGUACUCCAAACCCAACACACAUGUGUCAAAUUACUUAAAACGGGUUGGGCUGUGUUAGAUUUUUUUCAUUAGGAAAAGGAACCAAUGUCACUGAGCACCUGUUAUGUCCCAGGCAUACUGUAGGGACUUAAUCAGCAUUCUCUUCAUCACAGUUUCCUUACAGCUGUGAUUUCUCUGUUGCUAAGACCAGAGAUACAGGAUCAAUGCUGCUUCCCUUAGUGUAAGCUACUAAGGAGAGAGAAUGGAGAAAAGACUUCUUGUUUCUUUUUAUUCUUUCUUUAUGCCAGCAUACCAAUUAACAUUCCUUUGACCUGAUGACCAAAUUAAUAGAAAAUAUACAUUGCAUAGCGAGGGUACCUGAUGCUGAAAAAAAAAUUACAAUUUUUACAUAAUAUACAUAAAACAGAAAUCCUGGUGGCAUAGUGGUUAAGAGCCACGGCAGUUCGACUCUACCAGUCACCCCUUCUAAACCCUACGGGGCAGUUCUAAUCUGUCCUUUAGGGUCACUGUGAGUCAGAAUCAGCUCGACAGCAGCAAGUUUGGUUUUUUAGUUUUUUUAUAUAUAAAGCAAAAUAUACUCUUCCCAUCUUUGGAAAUUUAAUAUGUGGGCUCAGCUUUUUCAUUUUAAUUUUUAAAAUGUUAUUUGCUAAUAAUCUGUUGGUUUUGAACCACCUGGGAAAUGUGGAAGAACACAGUUCAUACUGUUUCAAUUCUAAAGCAAAUGCCACUGUAAAAUUAAAUGUUCCCAUGAAACGUCCAAUAGACAUUUGGAUUUACACAGAAGAGAUAACUUUUUAAAGUAUUCUUAAUCACACUGUGCUAAAUCUGAAAAUAUUCCCAUAAAUAAUCAAAACUUAAUAUACUAGCAAAUGGAAAAUAAAGAGCUAGAUUAAACAAUUGCUGGUGGAGCAAGGUGAUGUUAUUAAGGGCUUCUUUUAAUAAAAUUCCUUGAGUUGUUUUAUUACUUCCAGUUUCAUUAAUUGCUGAGUGUCUUCGGUUAGAUCUUGCACCUGAGGUAAUUAGGUAAAAGGGCACAGAUCAUGAAUAAAACAAGCAAACAUAAAGUCACCCUUAAGACUUCAUUAGGAUCCUGAGUAUAUUCCUAGAGCAAAACUUCCAAAGCAAACAUUCUAAAUGCUGAAGAGAAAUGGAGAAAGUGCAAAACUCAAUAAUCAUCCUUAGGCAGUAAAAAUGCACAGUGCUGUACACCUUGAUAAUAUGCCAGAUCAAAUGGCAAGUUUGAGAAACAACUGAUAAAUUCAAAGGAAAAAACUGGAGCCCUCAAACUUAAGUUUAGUAGAACUAAGUUUUAAAUGGAUGCUAGCAUUUUUUUUUUUUUUCAUUUCCAGAAAAAUGUAUUGGAAUAAUAAGGGUACUAUGUCUUAGCAAGAGCACUGGUGGCACAGGAGUUAAGAGCUUGGCUGUUAUCCAGAAGACCAGCAAUUCAAAUCCACUAGCCGCUCCUAUUCUGUUCUAUAGGGUCGCUAUGAGUCAGAAUCGAUUCAAUGACAACCAGUUUGUUUUUUUGGGGUUAUGUAUUAGCAAAGUCGGGUUCACAAAGUUUUGGUCUGUUCUUAAAGAACAAAAAGCUAUAUCAUUCUAAACUAUGCUAAACCUGUAGACAUGAUAGAGAGGAAAUAUUAAACUUUUGGAGGAAAAUAAAAUCUUAAAAGGCUAAUAGGAGAUUUUAAUGGCUUAUCCAAGUUUCUGGGAACUCUGCAAGUAUUAUAUUCAACAUUAGUUUUGCCUCUCCAUUGCAACUCACAAAGGGGUUGGCAUAUUUUUAUUUGAACCAAGGAAACUAGAUGUGAAUGAGAGCAACUAGUUUGUCCCAAGUUCAAAGAAAAAUUUUUUCAAAUAUUUGGAAUCACUAGUUGUCCUAAGAGGAAGCAAACAUGAAAAUAUCUAGCAGUUUGUUUUCCAUUUAGCUCUCUUCAAUAAAUAGCCAUAAAAACCAAGAUUUGGCUGAGUGUUUGUAAGUUUUCAGAGUAAUACAUACAAAGAAAUCUAACUGAGCUCUGUAGUGAUAAAUUUUUUUUUUCUCUCCUGCCCCUCCCCCCCCCCCAAACUUUCAUCUUUCCGCAAGCAUCGUUUUCCUCAGAGCAGGAAGAUUCCUCUAACAUCAUUCAAGACUGAAACUGAACAUGAAAUAUCUCAAGUAAAAGUGU
This is a messenger RNA of Loxodonta africana (African savanna elephant), 6454 nucleotides long. RefSeq names its product thyrotropin releasing hormone receptor (gene TRHR). Lineage: Eukaryota; Metazoa; Chordata; Mammalia; Proboscidea; Elephantidae. The transcript is spliced from 3 exons. Gene Ontology annotation, biological process: phospholipase C-activating G protein-coupled receptor signaling pathway. The record is from RefSeq and is a predicted model, not a curated record. Gene Ontology annotation, molecular function: thyrotropin-releasing hormone receptor activity. Bases 1062 to 2258 code for a protein of 398 amino acids. Gene Ontology annotation, cellular component: membrane.